GUUUGACCUUUCAUCCACAAUUUUGCUACUUUUCCUAGAAAGUAGGUCCCACUGCAAUAUCAAAGCAGAAAGUGACUAAGUGUUGAUAACUGACUUUUUGCUUGAGAUAUUCUUCUCACAAUGGAACUAACCCCAGCACGGCUUAGUUACAUCGGUGAUAUCGGUUUCUGGGCAGACCAUACACCGGUGCAUGAUGCAGCCAGACAGGGCCAUGUUCUACAGCUUAAGCAGUUGAUUGAAAAUGGAGCCUGUGUGAACCUGUUUACUGUGGACUCCAUUACACCGUUACAUGAAGCAUGCCUGCACGGGCACACCCAGUGUGUAAAAAUGUUGCUGGCUGCAGGAGCACAGGUAGAUGCAAGGAAUAUUGAUGGUAGCACUCCACUAUGUGUUGCAUGUGCUUUUGGAAGUGUAGAGUGUGUGAAGCUGUUGCUAGCCCAUGGGGCGAAGGCUAAUCCUCCCCUUUUCGCUGUAUCUCCACUACAUGAAGCUUGCAUGAGUGGUAAAGCUGAGUGUGUCCGGAUUAUGAUAGCUGCAGGUGCUAACCUUGAAGCUCAUGACUGUCAUUUUGGAACCCCACUGCAUGUAGCCUGUGCUACAGAACACGUUGACUGUGCCAAACUGUUACUCAAUGCAGGAGCAAAUGUGAAUGCUGCAAAACUUCAUGAAACUGCAUUUCACCAUGCUGCCAAGGCGGGGAAUGUGAAUCUAGUGGAGCUCUUGAUGGAGUUUGGAGGGAACAUCUAUGCUAGUGACAACCGAGGAAAAAAGCCAUCUGACUACACCUGGCCCACCUCACCAACUGGAAAGUGUUUAGAGCAUUAUGAGAAGACACCCCUGUCCUUGUUACAGAUGAGUAGGAUCAGUGUACGAAAACUGUAUGGCCCGAGAGGACUGGAAAAAAUUGCAAAGUUGCAAAUUGCUCCAAGACUAAUUGAUUAUCUUUGCUACAAAUGAGUUUUGUGAAACAACCAGAACUUUCGUCCAGAAGUUAAUAACAUGUAGUGGCAGCAACUUUAGAUGCAUUAAAACCUGACAUAUGGUCAUUUUGUUUUUUGCAGAUUCUGCCCUGCAGAUGUGAAUACUGUGUAUUAACAUUAAACCUGUACAAUGCUGACUAAAGUGUAACAUAACAAAUCAA
Protopterus annectens (West African lungfish) is the source of this 1141-nucleotide messenger RNA. RefSeq names its product ankyrin repeat and SOCS box containing 13 (gene ASB13). NCBI's taxonomy places the organism in Eukaryota, Metazoa, Chordata, Ceratodontiformes, Protopteridae. Gene Ontology annotation, molecular function: protein binding. The record is from RefSeq and is a predicted model, not a curated record. Bases 121 to 957 code for a protein of 278 amino acids. The transcript is spliced from 6 exons. Gene Ontology annotation, biological process: protein ubiquitination; positive regulation of protein catabolic process.